Messenger RNA from Talaromyces stipitatus ATCC 10500, 2226 nucleotides. Its product is annotated as mannose-1-phosphate guanylyltransferase. The coding region runs from base 1 to 2226 and encodes 741 amino acids. Lineage: Eukaryota; Fungi; Ascomycota; Eurotiomycetes; Eurotiales; Trichocomaceae. Gene Ontology annotation, cellular component: cytoplasm. Gene Ontology annotation, molecular function: mannose-1-phosphate guanylyltransferase (GTP) activity; transmembrane transporter activity; GTP binding. Gene Ontology annotation, biological process: transmembrane transport; cell wall mannoprotein biosynthetic process; GDP-mannose biosynthetic process. The record is from RefSeq and is a predicted model, not a curated record. The transcript has 8 exons.
AUGUUCGAAACCGAGACAGAGAAGACUGGGGGGCGGGCUUUAGAGCACAAGAGCAACGGAAGUAACGUCAAUCGCGAUAUCGAGGGAAAUAGCCAGAGUGAAAGUUCUACUCCUACUCCGAGUGGUGCUACUACACCACCCAAGUGUGUUCUCCCAGAAGGUGGUCUGCAGGGAUGGUUGGCCGUGUUGGCUUGUUGGUGUAUCAUGUUCAAUACAUUUGGUUACAUUAAUGCCUUUGGAAUCUUCGAGGUGUAUUACAAAAGCACCAUGUUGCCUCACCAAAGUCAAUCCAAGAUUGCUUGGAUCGGGUCUAUUCAAGUCUUUUUUAUGUUUUCGGCAGGACUUGUAUCUGGUCCGUUGAUGGAUCGAUAUGGACCAAAGCCAAUCCUGAUACCAUGCUCAAUCCUUUUCACCUUGUCGGUCAUGCUCACAAGCUUAUGCCGCGAAUAUUAUCAAUUCAUACUCGCUCAAGGCGUUCUGGGAGGUCUUGCCAAUGGCCUCACAUAUACACCUGCGCUGGCCGCAGUGGGACAUUAUUUCUUGAAGAAAAGAUCUCUUGCUAUGGGAAUUGCUUCCAGCGGAGCGUCGGUAUCUGGUGCCACACUCCCGAUUGCUCUAAACCGCCUUCUCAAUCGAACAACGGUUGGGUUUGGUUGCUCCGACGCACCCAAAAGACGCAGUGGACCUCCUCUCCUGCUGGAAGCUUGGAGAAACCCGGCGUACUCGUUUCAAGUAGCUGGAACAUUUCUAGUCAUGUGGGCUGUCUUUGUCCCGUUCUUUUACCUACCAGGAUUCGGGCAAUCUAUCGGCUUAAGUGUAGAUUUGUCCUUUUACCUCCUCGCAAUUCUCAAUACAGCAUCGCUGUUCGGUCGACUAUUCGGUGGCACAGUAGCAGAUCGCAUGGGCCGAAUCAAUACCCUAUCAUUUGCCUGUUUAAUCUGCGGCAUUCUGAUUCUCUGCUGGUUACCCAUCCGGUCCCACGGCGCGAUUAUCGCAUUUGCGGCUCUAUUUGGAUUUUUUUCAGGAACGGUAAUUGCUGUGUUCCCAGCGACGAUUGCCAUGACGGCACCUCAAUCGAAUCAGAUUGGAUCGUAUCUGGGCAUGGCGCUCGGCGUGUACAGUCUUGCUGGUUUGAGUGCUCUUAUUCUCGUCGGAGGGUUUGGAACCCGUCUGCGACCCCUCACACUCACACUGCCAAAGCCUUUAGUUGAGUUUGGCAACCGGCCUAUGAUCCUCCACCAGGUCGAGAGCUUGGCCGCCGCCGGUGUCACUGACAUUGUUUUGGCCGUCAACUAUCGACCAGAUAUUAUGGUGCAAGCGUUGAAGAAGUAUGAAGAACAAUAUAACAUUAAUAUCGAAUUCUCCGUUGAGUCAGAGCCCCUGGGUACUGCCGGCCCCCUGAAGUUGGCAGAAAAGAUCCUUGGCAAGGAUGACUCGCCGUUCUUUGUCCUAAACUCCGACGUCAUUUGCGAAUACCCUUUCAAACAGCUGGCUGAAUUCCAUAAAGCACACGGCGACGAAGGUACAAUCGUGGUCACCAAGGUCGACGAACCCUCCAAGUACGGUGUCGUUGUUCACAAGCCCAACCAUCCCUCGCGAAUCGACCGUUUCGUAGAAAAGCCCGUUGAGUUUGUUGGAAACCGCAUCAAUGCUGGUAUCUAUAUCCUCAAUCCAAGUGUUUUGAAGCGCAUUGAAUUGCGCCCAACAUCCAUUGAACAAGAGACUUUCCCCGCCAUUGUCAAAGAAGGACAAUUGCAUUCUUUCGACUUGGAGGGUUUCUGGAUGGAUGUCGGUCAACCAAAGGACUUUUUGAGCGGUACUUGCUUGUACCUGACGUCGCUCGCUAAGCGCAACUCGAAACUUCUUUCACCCUCUUCCGAGCCUUAUGUAUACGGAGGCAAUGUCAUGGUAGACCCUUCUGCUAAGAUUGGCAAGAACUGUCGCAUUGGUCCCAAUGUCGUGAUUGGGCCAAACGUUGUCGUCGGUGAUGGAGUGCGACUUCAACGAUGUGUUCUCCUUGAGAACAGCAAAGUCAAGGAUCAUGCAUGGGUUAAGUCGACUAUUGUCGGAUGGAACAGCUCCGUCGGCAAGUGGGCUCGUCUAGAGAAUGUCACUGUCCUUGGUGACGAUGUUACAAUUGCCGAUGAGGUUUAUGUCAAUGGAGGUUCCAUUCUACCUCACAAGAGCAUCAAGCAGAACAUUGAUGUACCCGCUAUCAUCAUGUAA